AUGGGCAGACGUGAUACCAGUGGAACCAGCAUCAUUGCUCCGACAUGGUCACCUACACUACGGCGACUUCGUGCCGAUUUCUUAGUGUCAUUGCCUUUUUUUCCUUUUACCGAUCCGACAAAAGUCUUCCCCCUCUUGACUUUCGUCUGUCAGUCAUCAUUUCUCUCUCGCGCAAGUGUUUGUUCUCAAAGCAGGCAAGGUAGUUUCAGGAGUCAACAGGAACAAACCAAAAGAAAUGGGGAUUUGGACUAG
Messenger RNA from Colletotrichum tamarilloi, 252 nucleotides. RefSeq lists its product as uncharacterized. The record is from RefSeq and is a predicted model, not a curated record. The transcript is spliced from 2 exons. The coding region runs from base 1 to 252 and encodes 83 amino acids. Lineage: Eukaryota; Fungi; Ascomycota; Sordariomycetes; Glomerellales; Glomerellaceae.